AACGUAUCCAAUGGUAUAAAAUUACAUAUUUAUGUCAAUUUGGGUUAAACAACAAUUAGUUGGGUGCUAGGAGGUGAAGAGUGUUACAGAUGACUAUAUCAAACAUGAUAGUAUUCUUCGUAAUAUCACUAACGCUUGUAGCUACACUCGGUUGUCCAACGGACUGUACCUGCAGCACAGGUGAUUUUCCAACAGCAAAUUGUUAUGGAAGAGGUUUGGAAACGAUAUCAUUUAACUUUCCUGAAGACACAUACAGCAUUCUUCUUGACAGAAAUAACAUACCAGGAAUUCCCAGUGGUGUAUUUGCAAAUUUGCCAUAUCUGAAUAAGAUAGACAUGUCUUAUAACAAGAUUAAAACAAUUGAAUAUAAUGCAUUUGGAGAAAGUUCCAGCUUACAGAUUUUGCGACUCCAAAAUAACCCGAUGACAAAGAUUGAAGAUACAUACUUCAAACAUUUGCGAAACCUAUCUUAUUUGUAA
Mytilus trossulus (common blue mussel) is the source of this 479-nucleotide messenger RNA. RefSeq names its product leucine-rich repeat-containing protein 3-like. The transcript is spliced from 5 exons. Gene Ontology annotation, molecular function: protein binding. The record is from RefSeq and is a predicted model, not a curated record. The coding region runs from base 90 to 479 and encodes 129 amino acids. Lineage: Eukaryota; Metazoa; Mollusca; Bivalvia; Mytilida; Mytilidae. Gene Ontology annotation, cellular component: plasma membrane.